AGCCGGACAACAUUCACCAGCGCGUUCACUAGCUCGAUAAAAAACUUCUAGGGUUAAACAUCCGACAGAAACAUUUUCUCACGCGGGAAAAAAGAAAUUAUUUCACGAGCGACUCGAUGAUGAUGACGAUGGUGCAGAGCUGGGACAGCGAGCCAGACUUCGCUAAUAUGUCCAAGAGCGAUAUACUGAGAGGAAUCAUCACCGACAAACUGAGCACAGCUGCUCGGGAGAUCAUAUCGGUGGUGGAGAGGACUGUAGCCGACUAUGAGGAGGAGGCUGUGGGCUUAAGGCAGGAGCUCGACCGGCAGAGGAGACUGCUGGAGCUCCUGCAGCCUGAGAUAAAGCAGGAGGCAGACGAGCAGCAGCUGUUUUCCUUCUGUGAAGAUGGAGGUGGUCCGUUACUGGAUGAUCAGGAGCAGGACAAAUAUGAGCUGAACAACCAGCAGCUGUUUUCCUUCUGUGAAGAUGGAGGUGGUCCGUUACUGGAUGAUCAGGAGCAGGACAAAUAUGAGCUGAGGGUGGAGGACAGUAGGAGCCUAGGAUUCCAGGCACCAAUGGAGGAUGAAGAGUAUGACUAUUUAGAGCAGGAGGAAGGACACACGACAGAGCUGGAUUAUGUAACGAAAUCAAGGUUCUUGACUCAAACAGUUCAGUGUAUGAGGAGAAAAAAACAUGGCAAACGCAAACGUCCAAUCAGCAAAUCACAAAAUUGCAUAGAUCUCAAAAUCCGCAUCUUGGAAAACCCAAACAUUGAAGUGCUUUCAAAUACUGUGUUUCGGAUGUACCGACUUCACAAGCUGAAGGUUCCUCGUGGUUUGCAGGAAGCUGACUUCCUGAAACUACUGAGGUCUACCUUCCCUCAGCUGGCUGGAGAUGAACCUUUUGACCUUUUCUUAUAUUGCAAACCCAACAAACUGAAACCUCUGCAAGUAGACUCGGUGACACCAGAGGAAAUCAUCAGAGUUUCUGGGGGAUCUACCCUCUACAUACGACUGCAGAAAGAAGAUGCUGAUGAAGAUCUUCCAUCCACUGAGACAGAUACCCAUAUAAAUCUCACAAUCCGCAUCCUGGAAAAGCGAAAGAUUAAUGUUUUGUCAGCGCACUUGUUUCAGAGGUGCCCGCUUCACAAGCUGAAGGUCCCUUGUGGUUUGCAGGAAACCGACUUCCUGAAACUACUGAGGUCUACCUUCCCUCAGCUGGCUGGAGAUGAACCUUUUGACCUUUUUUUAAGGGCCAGGCACAACAAACUUAAAGCUCUGAAAGGACACUCGGUGACACCAGAGGAAAUCAUCAGACUUUCUCGGGGAUCUACCCUCUACAUACGACUGUCACUGUGUCGAGAAGAUUUAAGACUUAAGAUCCGCAUCCUUGAGGACCCUAAGAUUGAUAAGAUCACACAAAUAAUAUGGCAGAAUCACCCGUGUCAUGAGCUGAAUGUUCCUCAUGGUCUUCAGGAGGCUGACUUCCUGGCUCUGCUGAGGUCCACUUUCCCUCAGCUGGCUGCUGGUGAACCUUUUACCAUCUUAGUUGCUCGCAACCACAAUCUAAUUCCUCCAAGAGUGGAGAGUAUGACUGCAGAAGAGAUCUGCAAGAACGGGACUGUGAAUCCUGGUAUUUACAUCCGACUGAAGGGUCCAGAGAAAAGGUCUCUACAGAGAGAAGAUGCUACUGUUGCUGCUGAACUUCCUCCACCCAGCCUGGAUCCAACCACACUGACCACUGAAGUUGAGUCUGAGAAACCUCAGAUCAGUCAAUCACACACCCACGUACAUCUCAAGGUCCACAUUGUGGAGGACCCUCAGAUGGAUACGAUCUCGCCCAAUCUGUUUCAGAAUUACCUGCCUCAUGAGCUGCAGGUUCCUCGAGGUCUUCAGGAGGCUGACUUCCUAGCUCAGCUGAGGUCAACCUUUCCUCAGCUGGCUGCUGCUGAACCUCUGGAGCUCCUGAUAUCUAAUGACGACAAGAUACUAGAGCCUCUAAAUGUGGAGUCACUGACAACUGAGGAGAUCAAAGAGGCUGUCCAGUCAACUGAGAGUGCUACCCUCUUUGUUCGAGUGAAGGCAUCAGAGGAUGUUCAGGAUGAUGUGAAUAAGCUUGAUGGUGCUGAAGACUCUUCAUCCUUUUCUGAACAAACCAGACUGCACAGGAGUAAUGAAAUGAAACCGUUGGAUGAAGACCUGAAGGAUAUCAUCCUCAGAGCUUUGCCAUUAAUUUCUGAAGACACUCAACAGUCAUUGAUUCAUAAGCUGUUAAGUGAUGGAGUGGAGUCUACCCAGGACCUAAAAUUUGUCAUUGAAGAUGAUAUUGCUGACUUGCUGCCUCCCCUUCAACUACAGACACUCCUGGAAGCAUUUAAAAAUGAGACAGACCUGGUUACUUUGGACCUGCCAAUGAUUCCUUCCUCUAGCUCACUGCUCAGCAGUCCUGCAGCACCACCUUGCUCCACUCCAUCCGGUGUACUCCCACUCUCGAAUCAAGAACAUGACAACUCAGAAAGCUGCGGGCAAACCACCCUUUUCAGAAAACAGUGGGCAGAGACGUUCCAGGUGCCCUGGGCCCUCAUGCCAAUGGAAAUUCAAGCAGCGGUUGCUGAGGGCAAGAGACCAUCCCCUGCAGCACGGAGACAGAUGGUUAGGAUUUUAGCAGAUGAGAUAAGGAAACACGAGCUAAACCCAACACAUGCUCAGUGUGUAACCAUCUGCCGAAACAUUGUCCGUAAGUACCCUCAGAGCUUUGCUGAUCUGUGUGACAACGGUCAGCUGCUGGAAGAGGAUUACAUCUCGCUUGUGAUUCAAAUCAAAAACCGAAUUGAUAACCUGAAACGCACCAGCAAUUUUCGCCACAGCCGUUUGUCUGGAAUGAAAAGAGGAGCCACCAACAAUUAUGGCUGCGACAGAUUUGAGCCUGGCCUGCUGCCGGAGGAGACAAAUGAAACAGUGGAGCGAAAACGCCAGCGACUGGAAGAAAUUUACCAUCAGGAUGGCUCAAACAUGGUAGAAAAAGACGAAGUAAAAGAACUCAUGAAAGUAACCUUCGACCUGCAGCGCCGCCAAAUAAAUGCACUCCCAGUACCGGCUAUUAGAGAUUUAAGGGACCGCUGGCCUUACCUUUUCACACACAACGGACUUUACACUCAUUUUGAGCUGCUCACUGAUAUCAAAGUGCUUCGCACUCUCGAGGUUGCAAUGAAGGAGUGUGGACCAACCAUCCUGGAGGUCUUCAGCAAGUCCACUAAUCCAGAUAUCCAAUCCAUCCUCUCAGUGGGUCCAAAACUUGAACUAUCCUUCUGCAUCCUGCAACUUCUGAUGGCUCACUUCUCCGAACCCCUCGGAGGACUGAUUCUCUUUGCAAAUGCAAAUGCCACAGCUGCUGAAUUACAGACGACACUCCAACUACCUGCAACUCCUCGACUGAUACUCCUCGCCAAAUCACCGGAAAGCUCCAUUCACCGCUGGAUGAUCAGUCUUGAGGGGCACAUCAUUUGCGAGGGCAUCCAGCCGACUUUUCUGUCCGGCCUCGCUGCUGUCUUUUCUACUUACUACAUCUUCAAUCUUCAGUAUCAAGAAGAUGCUGCAUGCACGCUGGAAUUCAUUCAAAGGCGAUUGAUCGGGAUAAAUCCUGACAGAGGCACCAAAGCUCCACAAGGCAAAUUCCUGUCAAAGGAGACUGGGAAGUUCACACAGGAAAAGACUUCGCCAGUCAACCCCCAAGUUUUAACACUGUUAAAGAAACUAAUGUAGAUGUGAACCCAGCUGUUUACACCCACACAACCAUGUUUCCAUCACUUCAGGGGACAUCAACCUGACAUUCAUGUUUAUUUUGUGGAGAAAUCUGAAUUUCUGGGGUCUGAAGAACCUCUUGGAGCAACGGCCGACACUUUGGAGCUUGCAGUGUAGUGACUGGAUAUCCAGACCAGAACUUUGGGUCCCAUGCAGCGGUCAUAGUCUACAUUGUUGGUUUUAAAGAGGUAUGAUGUCAUCAGAUUGUUUUGAGAGUGCACUUUGACUAGUGCAUUUGUCUUUCAUUCUUCAUUCUUUCAUGCUGCAUGAACCAAGUACCAGAAAAGUUUCUGGUGCCACAGAUUCUGCAGACUGUUGAUACAGAUCACCCUUUGCCUUACUCAAGACUUGUGCAAAUGUGCAAAUUCAAAGUGUGAAAGAAACAAGGAACAAAUAGAACUUUAUGCUGUUUUUUUUGUUCAGGUUGACUUGUAUUCCCCAUUGCAAAUUGCUGUUUUCUACCAGAAACUCUGAAGUACUAUAUUUUGUUUACUGUACUUUUUUUUUUUUUUUUUUUAUCAUUACUGUAAUUAAAGUUACAUUUCUGGAGUAAGA
Molecule: messenger RNA, 4334 nt
Organism: Oreochromis aureus
Lineage: Eukaryota; Metazoa; Chordata; Actinopteri; Cichliformes; Cichlidae
Exons: 18
Coding region: 117-3740 (1207 amino acids)
Source: RefSeq, a predicted model, not a curated record